Molecule: messenger RNA, 6217 nt
Organism: Sorex araneus (European shrew)
Lineage: Eukaryota; Metazoa; Chordata; Mammalia; Eulipotyphla; Soricidae
Gene: HYCC1
Product: hyccin PI4KA lipid kinase complex subunit 1
Exons: 11
Coding region: 214-1779 (521 amino acids)
Biological process (GO): phosphatidylinositol phosphate biosynthetic process; protein localization to plasma membrane
Cellular component (GO): plasma membrane
Source: RefSeq, a predicted model, not a curated record
CCUCGGGGCUGGGUUGUCAGUCGGGGAACCGAGGGGGAAGAUGGCUUGCCGCGACCCGAUCUGCUAAAGAAGGAGGGGUGGGCAAGUGGUGCUACUACUCGGGAGAAGGCAGCGCAGCCGCCGUCGUCGUCGUCACGAGCCUGACAAACCGAGGCUCUGGAGGUAGAGUUGGGCGAGCCGCUGGGGUGAAAGGUUUAGAACAGAUGUGGAAAGAUGUUCACUUCAGAGAAAGGGGUUGUGGAAGAAUGGUUGUCAGAAUUUAAGACACUACCAGAAACAUGUUUACCAAAUUACGCCAAGAAUUUGAAAGACAAGAGUUCUUUAGUUUCUUCUCUCUAUAAAGUUAUCCAGGAGCCACAAAGUGAAUUGUUAGAGCCUGUCUGUCACCAGCUUUUUGAGUUCUAUCGAAGUGGAGAGGAACAGUUGCUUCGAUUUACACUGCAGUUUCUCCCAGAACUGAUUUGGUGCUACCUUGCAGUCUCAGCCAGCAAAAAUGUUCAUAGCAGUGGAUGCAUUGAAGCUCUUCUUCUAGGGGUUUACAAUUUGGAAAUAGUUGACAAAGAGGGACAUAGCAAAGUACUGAGUUUUACAAUUCCAUCUUUAUCCAAACCAUCUGUGUAUCAUGAACCUUCCAGCAUCGGGUCCAUGGCUCUGACUGAGAGUGCACUAUCCCAGCAUGGUUUGUCCAAAGUUGUGUACAGUGGACCUCACCCCCAGAGGGAGAUGCUGACUGCACAGAAUAGGUUUGAAGUGUUGACAUUCCUUCUGUUGUGUUACAAUGCUGCCUUAACCUAUAUGCCCAGUGUUUCUCUUCAGUCACUAUGCCAAAUUUGUUCAAGAAUCUGUGUUUGCGGGUAUCCUCGACAACAUGUAAGAAAAUACAAAGGUAUAAAUAGCAGGAUACCAGUUUCUUCUGGAUUCAUGGUGCAGAUGUUAACAGGGAUUUAUUUUGCCUUUUAUAAUGGAGAAUGGGAUCUUGCUCAAAAAGCAUUGGAUGAUAUAGUAUACAGAGCCCAGCUGGAUUUAUAUCCAGAGCCAUUACUGGUUGCUAAUGCAAUAAAGGCUUCAUUGCCUCAUGGUGCCAUGAAAUCUAGUAAGGAGGGUACAAAGUGUAUUCAAGUUGAAAUUACACCAACUUCCUCUAGAAUAUCAAGAAAUGCAGUAACCAGCAUGUCAAUAAGAGGUCAUAGGUGGAAAAGACAUGGAAAUACAGAAUUAACAGGUCAAGAAGAACUGAUGGAGAUAUCUGAAGUUGACGAGGGAUUUUAUUCCAGGGCUGCGUCUAGUACCAGCCAGUCGGGUUUAUCAAACAGUAGUCACAAUUCUAGUAACAAGACAAGUGUAGGAAAGACUCAGAGGCGGUCAGGAGGAAGCAAAACUGGAGGAAAAGAAAAAGAGACUGCAGGGGAGUUUUGCAAAGAUCAUUUUGCUCGAAAACAGACCCAGAGAGCCCAAAGUGAGAAUCUUGAGCUUCUCUCUUUGAAGAGACUUACCCUGACAACCAGCCAGUCCCUGCCUAAACCUAGUAGCCACGGUUUGGCUAAGACUGCCGCGACUGUGUUUAGCAAAUCCUUUGAACAAGUCAGUGGUGUUGCUGUCCCACACAACCCAUCACCUACCGUUGGCUGUGGGGUUGGGACAGAUGCCAAUAGGUUUUCCGCUUGUAGUCUCCAAGAAGAAAAACUUAUUUACGUUUCAGAAAGGACUGAACUUUCAAUGAAACAUCCAUCAGGUCAUCAGAGACCUCCUAGUAUUAGCAUUACUCUGUCCACAGAUUAAUUUGUAAUUGAUUCUCUCCUAAUCAGAGCCUCUGGAACUACAACUUUGCUUCUUUGUAUAAAAGUGCUCAGGGUUUUGAUCCCUGUUUCUGACAGGAGCCCUGAUGUCUUAAGAGCUGAAGGCUACCUGGACUUGACGAAGGAAAUAAUAUCUAGGUUGCAGUUAAAAUAUGGUUUUCUAAUUUCUUAAGUGUUACUACCCUCUUCCCCCCUUGACUCAGUCUUUUCAUUUUUUCUUGUCAUUGUGUUGCCCUAAGAUUGUCAGUAUAAUAAUGCAUUUUGAUGGAUUGUCUGAUCAGAUGGGUUAAAUAUCAUGUAAGGUUGUGAUAUUUAGAAAAAGAAGGAGGAGAAGAAGAAAACCCAGAACCCCAAACACUGCUAUUUUGGUAGUUAUAUGUUUGGUCUUCCAAGUAAAAAAGGGAAUCUCCAUGUAUGGGAACUGUUUUUUAAAUGAUGAGACAGAGGUACAACUUCAAGAAUUUUGCAGUUGGCAGUUUUUCAAGCCAGGCUGAAAAAUAGGCACCUGGAAAACUAAAAUGAUGUGUAUAGAAAGUGCCUGAUAAAAGUGUUUAUCACCAUAUCAUCUUUAAGGUUAAAAGAGUUUCUAUAGAUGCUGGAAAGUUUCUCCUAACCCAGUACCUAGACUAAUCAUUGAUAUGAAAAAUCAGAUUGUACUUAGGUAUGUUGCUUUGAACUGUUUGACCUGGAUUUGGCAAGCAAAAAAUCCCUUUUAAUCCUUAAGAUGUAAUAGGCCAUAAAACUGACUUACUUUGCUGCUGGGCUUUGGAAAUCCUAGUUAGUUUGGCUUUCUGUAAUUCAGAAUACACAUCAUUGAAGAGUUCCUGAAAAUCAUUGUAAAGCUUCAGCAGCUCUCAAGGCUCCAGUGUCAACUAUAUAAUGUUGAAUUGUAUGUCUGCAAAUGAAGGAAAUUUGAUUAACUUUUAUCUAGGUAAAAGUUAUGAUAGUAAAGAUGUGGACAAGAGUCAUUUGUAAACUAGCCAAUGUUGUUUGUUUAUGAUCGUGUUCUUAAAUUUAAAAUUGUGAAACAUGGAAAAAAAUCAAGUGGGUUUCUUGUUUGGUGAAUAGGCCUGUUUUAUCACUCCAGUCCCUAAAUAGGCCAGUUUUUAAUGUUUUUAUUAUGAUAGAAAAAUUAUGUAGUUGCCCCAAGUGAAAGAUACCAAGGGCAAUCUCACUAAACAAAUUUGAAUGUAGCUGUACAGAACUUUGACCUCUAAGAGAUAUUAAACUCUGACGCUUGCUAGUUGGUGGACAUUACAGCUAGUCUGAGAAUCUAGUAUUUUUAAUUCUAGAAUUUAAUUCAUAUCAGAAUAUGAAUGAGAAAGCACAGUACGUCAGCUGGGAGAAAGGCCAGCAGAGCUCCCCAACUGUUAGGACACAUUUUUUGUUUUGUUUUGUUUAAUUCACCAUCUCUAUAAUCACACUGAAAAUGCUUCUUGUCCUCUUGUACAUGCUUAGAGCUCACGUAUGUGAAAAAUGUGUAUGUCUGGAAUAGUGCAAAAGUACUUACAUGUGGAAUGCAGUUUUGCCCGUGACUGCUUUGCCUGCUGUUUGUUUUGAUCAGGCAGUGGUGGGUACCAGCUGCUGGGGAUCCGUCCCUCUAGGGCUGCAGACAUGCAGAGCACGUGCUCGACCUCUAAGCUAUACAUCCAGCACCCCAAGCCCCCCUUCCAUUUUAAAUCAAUUUUCUCAAAGAGCACAAAAAUUUUUAUUCAUUACCCCUGAAUAUAAUGAUAUGUUUUUAACAUAAAUAAAUUUGAUUUGUUUACUUCCAGUAAUAUUACAGGGUUUAUUGGCACAAAUUGUGAUUAAUAAAAAAGCCACCUAAGGCAACCAGUAAAAGUCAAUGUUCUGUUAAUUUAAUAGAAAUCCUGUGCACAACUGAAACUAUUUGUAAAACAUCACUGUGAAUUUCUUACUGUCUUUUUGUAAUUCUUUAAUAAAGAAUUUUCCCCAAGGCAUAGUUACUAACAAUAUUAAAAGACUUAACUUAUUUAAAGGAUUCAUAUUUUAAGUAAGGUGAUCUGAUUAGAAAAUCCUGUAGAAAAGGUUUGACAAAACACUAGCUGGCAACAAGAGUUCAUAUUUUAGUGGUAAAUAUUAAAAUAUAAUGACAAUACAUGAUGACACAUCUUGAUCUUUGCCAUUUAUGAGAUCCAGUGACCACUCAGUGGCAUUGCCAUCAAAUGACAAGCAAUUUUGGACUCAGGCAGAUUUAUUGAAUCGGAAUUUGCAUUUGAACAAGAUUCUCAAGCAAUUUUUAUGCUUGUUAAGGUUGGAGAAGACAGAAAAUGUGCGAAUAAAUCAUUUAUAUUAAUAUUUAAAUUUCUCAGUGCUUCCACCACCCAAGAUCAAAUACAUUAGAUACUAGAUUGUUAUAACCUCUGUCUUUAGCAGCUAAUCAAUUUUAAUAACAUUGAUGCUUGGCUAUUUCUAGAUUUUUAACGAUUUUCAUAUACUUUUACAGUGAAAAUCUAAGAUUUUGUAUUUUUUCUUUUGAAAAUAGAAAUUUGAUUCCAUUACAAAUUAUUUUGUAAACUGAAUCAGAGCUGUCAAUGCCUGUAAUUUUAAGUCCAAAAGGGUCACCACCCUUUAUGCAUUGCACAUCAAAUCUAUAAGAGUAUCAUCCUUUUAAAAUCUCUGAAGGGUUUCUUAGGGGAGCAAUUCUGAAACUGGGCUACAGUUGAUUUUCUGAAUUAUAAGUUAUGUUACAGAAAGAUUCUUUUAUACCACUUUGGCCAUUAUUUCAAGAAUUAGCCAUGAAAAUUUUUAUAAGCUAUUUUAGAUUUUAUUGAUUAUGGUUAUGCAAUUGCAGUUGUCUUUAAUAUUCUCUUCCCACUUACCUUUACAAAUUUGAAAGAUACAAUGACUUUUGGAAGUCAGAUUCCAGAAAAUGUUGAUGUGACCAUCUUGUCAUCUAUUAUCAGUAUGUCAGAUGAUAAGCUAUUAUUGCUAGAAUAAAGCUGGGUUCCAGUGUUUGCCCUUUGAAGUCCAAAAGGGGAGAGAAAAUUGACUUGCGAGGGUGUUUCAUAGGACAUAAGGCAGUGAACUCCUUGAAAUUCCUGGCUUACCAACCAUUAUGAACUCUUUUAAGACAGUGUUAUAGAUGUAUAAGUAGGAAUUCUCAAUUCUUAAAUAAUGCAGAAUUUUUUUUGAAAUUUUCAUUGUGCUUUUCCAUCACAAAGGAAGUAAGUACUCAGCAUACUUUGUUCAUUUAAGAACAAAAUAUUGAAUGAACACUGUCUUAGCACUAUCUUCCCGUUGUUCAUCAAUUUGCUCGAGCGGGCACCAGUACAUCUCCAUUGUGAGAAUUGUUGUUACUGUUUUUGGCAUAUCGAAUACACCACGGGUAGCUUGCCAGGCUCUGCUGUGCAGGCAGGAUACUCUUGGUAGCUUGCGGGGCCCUCCAAGAGGGACAAAGGUAUCAAACCCAGGUCAGCUAUGUGCAAGGCAAACACUCUACCCGCUGUGCUAUCGCUCCAGUCCAUUGAAUGAACAGAAAAUAUAUUUUUAAAUCAAGAUAGAUUUAAAAUAAAGCCACUUUAGGGGAUUUGCCUAUUUUGGGAGAAAAAAAGUGUUAAAUUAUAGAGCAAAAAUGUACUUUGACACAAUUUUAAGCAAAUACUGAAAUUAAGGCUCUUUAACAUUUAAGUCCAUAAGCACAAUAUAUCUACACUUUAACAAAGGGAAGAAUAUACUAAGGAAAUAGAUAUGUUAAAUGCGAUUACUAAAAAUAUUUUUUAAAAGACCAUUUAAAAACAAGAGCAAUUUGAGGGUACUUAAAUAAGCAUUGUAUAUAGAAAUUAAUGUGUAAUAGUAUUUCCCCAAUCUUGGGAAAACAAAAAUGUUUAGUUCUUUAGUUAGCAUGAAUUUGUAAUUUUAGAUUUGUUGCUUAGUAAAUUGAUACUUAGUACUUUGAAUUACUUACAUUAAUGUUAAAUAUUGUUAAAUUUGUCAUCAGUGAACAUAAAUUCUUUGUCUUCUGUACUUUGUAACUUGUAUCUAUCUCUAGACUAGCACUGAGCAUUUUGGAAGAUCUUUUUGUGCUUUUCUAGUAGUACAGUUCAAUAGUACCUGUUUCUUGAUAUAGUUUCCACUGAUAAAUACAAAAUGCUAUUUCACAUACCAUUGCUUUGUCUUAUGUGGAGUUUGCUAUAUAUUUCCUAUCUUCUAAUCAUGUAGUGGUACUCAUCUUUUCAUAGUAAAUAUACUUUGUUUCUAAUUGUAAUCCUAGAGUUUACAUUCCUAAAGAAUAAACUAUGACUUUGGAUAUUUUUUAUGUGCUCUCUACAUUUUUUUUUAGGUUACGGAAAUAAACUGGAGUUUAGUUUUUUGAAGUUUUGUAUAUUUGUGUAAAUGUUCUCCAUGUGCAAUACUUUAUACAGUAGUGUUAACUUUUGUUUUAUUGAAAUAAAAACUGA